Messenger RNA from Actinia tenebrosa (Australian red waratah sea anemone), 2732 nucleotides. RefSeq names its product serine/threonine kinase-like domain-containing protein STKLD1. The record is from RefSeq and is a predicted model, not a curated record. Gene Ontology annotation, biological process: protein phosphorylation. Lineage: Eukaryota; Metazoa; Cnidaria; Anthozoa; Actiniaria; Actiniidae. Gene Ontology annotation, molecular function: protein serine/threonine kinase activity; ATP binding; protein binding.
GAACGCUAACAAAGGAGGUCUGCAUAAAUUAAUCAUCCCUAUAGUGACAGCCCAUACAUAACUCUGAAGUCGAGCAAACGGUGAUGGAGAAUUAUAAGCUUCAUCAGAGAUUAGGCAAAGGUGCUCAAGGGGCAGUAUUUUUGGUCGAGAACAAGAAUGAUAAGAAGAAAUAUGUUCUAAAGAAGGUGGAGUGUAACGAUGAGAGUGAAGCUAACAAGGCUUUCAAAGAGGCMAUGGCCCUUCAGGAGCUUAAACAUCCAUUUACCUGUGGAUAUAAAGAGUUCUUUGUUACUUGGGACAAAGAGGAGUCAGCCAUGUUUGUGUGUAUAGUCAUGAAGUAUUAUAAACUAGGAGACUUGGACAAGGCUUUAAAACAGAGAAGGUCUAAAGGAGAGUCUAUAAGUGAAAUUAUCCUAAAGAAAUGGUUUGGUCAAAUGCUGGCAGCUCUGGUGUUUGUACACGACAAGCAAGUUAUUCACAGAGAUCUUAAGCCGAGUAAUAUUUUUAUGGAAGACACAGGAGACGUAGUUGUAGGUGAUUUUGGCGUUGCAACAAUAAUGGAUGAUGCUCGAACAAGAACAAGAACAACUGUUGGAACAAUGAACUGGAUGGCGCCAGAAGUAUUAGAAAGACCGUAUGAUGAAAGAAGUGAUGUCUGGUCUUUAGGUUGUAUUUUCCUUGAAAUGGCUACCUGUGGUUUCAUGGAUUCUGCUCAAAUGUCAUCAGUUCUGUUUCAAAUCAAACAGUCACCGCAGGUCUUGGAGGAAAUACUAGAAACAGUCAAAAAGCAAUAUUCCAGUGAUAUGUGUCAGCUUAUUCGUACCAUGUUGAGGAGAAACUUCCAACAAAGACCAUCAGCAAAGGAGUUGUUUGAUCUUCCAUAUGUAAAGUCUUGUAUUGCACUGCAAAAUAAUAAUACARGUGCCAAAUCAGGAAGAGGAUCUCCAACCAAGAAAGCAGGUGACAAGAAGAAUGCUGCCGUCAAGCCGGUCCCAAAGGACAAGGGUGUGGCUGGUGUUCUCCAGUACAUGAAGGAAAACAAAGACUCAGAAGCCUGUCAGGUUGAAGCGUUUAAACACAUCGAAAAAAUAACUAGAGAAAAGGGAGUUGCUCUUAAUGGUCCAACACAAAAGACUAUAGCAUCUACCAUGAAAAGCAAUGUUGGCUGUGAAAAGAUACAGAUAUUAGGAUGCAAGAUAUUCAUUAAUAUUUUACCAAAAGCUGAUGAAGAGGACGUGAUAUACACAGCUGAUGUUAUUCAACCCGUAGUUCUUGCAAUGAGGUCUCAUUCAAGUUCGUCUGAACUGCAAACAAGUGCCUGCCAGCUCUUGAUGGCUUUGUCAGCAGACGAGGCCGCAGCGGAAGUGAUAGGAAGACUUGGUGGUGUACAAGAUGUCUUGUCAUCUAUGCGGGCUUUCCCUGACAAUGUUGAGAUUGCGUCCAAUUGUUGCGGUGCCUUGUGGAGUCUCGCAGUUAAUGAAAAUAACUGUAAGAUCGUGACAACAGAACGUGGCCUUCAGGAUGUUUGCAGUGUUAUGGAGAGACACGCUGACGUAGUGGAGUUGGUAGAAGCUGCUUGUUCUGCUCUUUGGUCUCUUUCUAUGGAAGAUGAAAACAUUGAACAGAUGGCAGAUCUUAGUGUUCCAGAUCAACUCAUGUCAGCCAUCGUGCAGCAUAGCAAGGAACCCAAGGUUGUAAAGAAUGCUUGUAUGGCCCUUGCGUCCAUCGUAGAAGCAGACGAGAUGUGCGCGUAUCGCCUGGUUGCUUUUGAAGACAACACAGGAAUCAAGGUCAUCAUGGAUGCUUAUAAGUCCAUGAAGCAGAAUGAAGAAGUGGUUGAAAAUAUUUGUGUACUUUUYUCUGAGCUUGUAGAAUACGAUGAAAUAAGAGAAGAAAUGGUCUCGCUCAAAGUUCACAAUAUCCUAGCUGAAGCGAAAAAGAACUUUCCAAACAAUGAGGAUCUCGUGACCCCCGCAGCAAGCGCGCUAGUACUCCUGGGAGGUGGCAGCCGUAAUGGACGGCGAGGCAGCUCAGCUCGAUCACGACCCAGAAGUGCUGCAAGAAAGUAGAAUCUUCAAAUAGAUGAGAGUAUGGUUUGCUGGUAGUAUAACACGUCCUAUCCCCUCCCCCCUUAAAAURCAUAUUACUAUACCUCUUACCAUUAUAUUAUGUCUCUAUCUCACUGCGCAUACUCAUCACACAUGCGUAGUGUGAAGAUUACAGAUCCUCGCAUGACCGACAUGGGAUCGAGGCUAGGGAGGUAUUUUUUUAGUCUAUAUUCUAAUAUUUUAUUGGAUCCCGUUUUUAGUUGUCAAAGAAAUAKCAGAGAUAUAUUAUCUAUCAGAAAAAUUAUGAUUAUACAUCUAUUUUCUUUGUACUCAAAUUAUAAUUCUUGAUCUGUAUGAUUAUGAAACAAAAUCGCCGUCGGGUCGAAGUUUCCGGUUCGUUUCGGUUCCCGAAGACCCGCGGGACAAAAGGUAUUUUUUCGUAUUCAAAUAUCCUUCGAAUCUGUGAACAAACUUACCAGCGGUAUCURACAGAUUUUGACUGAUCCGAAAAUCGUGAUUUCAGAAUCCUUGUAUUUUUUACAUUGUUAAGCGAACCAAAUUCUGACAAUCAAAAAAAUUUGAUUAGAACUAAACUGUGUCUAAUGAUUAUAAUGAAUAAUAUAUAUGAAUAAAAUAAUUUGUAGAUAAAACUGACAAAUACGAAUAAAAAUCUUCAUUUGUUAA